Fomitopsis serialis is the source of this 3032-nucleotide messenger RNA. RefSeq lists its product as uncharacterized. The coding region runs from base 325 to 3012 and encodes 895 amino acids. The transcript has 11 exons. The record is from RefSeq and is a predicted model, not a curated record. Lineage: Eukaryota; Fungi; Basidiomycota; Agaricomycetes; Polyporales; Fomitopsidaceae.
CGUCAUGGUCAUGAGGAUAUCCCCCGUCGCGAGGAUAUCUCUCGCCAUGCACGUGUCUUCGUCCGAGGAUCUCUCCCGUCUGCGGAUUUCGCUCGCUCACCGAAAGCACGUCGGUACCGUCUCGAUGCUCUUCAUUCCAGUGCUCGCGACGAUAUGCAACGGCUCCGAUGCGGCCAUCACGCCGCGGUCGAGCAUCGCUCAAGGAUCGGACUCCUCCCUAGGUGACGAAGAGAUCACAUCACGCAGUUUCCUGUGCCGCCGUCGUUCACGCGUCCGCCGUCGGGUCUGCUGUCGCCGAUUGAGAUCAGCGCGACUGGCCCUCUCAUGGCGUUCUUGUCCCCGGAGCGAGGCGGCUCCGACUUGCAGCGCGAGGACUCGAUCGACUCCGGGUUCGCGGAAGGCUGCUUCGUCCCGGCCACGUUCCUGACUUCGCCUCCGCGGAGUCCCCGGCGCAUGUCUACGUUCUCCAUCCUGUCAUCACCAUUUGGCUCGCCGACGAAGCGCAUGCGCCUCGUCGGCGAGGAGCACCACCACACGCCCGGGUUGGCCGACUUCUUCUCCCCGGCUUUCAGCGCGGGCGCGAGCCAGUUUGAGGACGCAGACGAGAGCAGGGUGCAGUACUCGGACGUCGAUUCGCGCCCCCCGUCGGCGGAGGGCGAGCAGGCGAGAGUCCGAUCGUCGGGAAGUCCAGUGGAGAGGCCGACGAGGACCGCUAGCGACUGUGAAGGUGAACACGCUCUCGCCCGCGGACUCGCCAGAGCCGCCCGCCGGCCGUCGGUGGUCAUAGAGGGCGUGAGCCCUGUCAGGAACGACGGAUUCCACGACUUCUUCGACAGGUACGUCCUAGGGCAGCCCUCCGAGGACAGCCACAUCUCAAGUGACGAGUACUCCGUGGCGCCAUCCACCGUAUCCACCGUGCCGACGCCCUCGUCUCUCGAGACUCCCGGCUCUGGGUCGCAUGUCUUUACUGCGCCUCCGCGAAUCUGGACCCCCGGUGCGGACAGCGACUAUGCGUCGCCCCUGCCGUCGCCCUUCGAGGAUCGCCCUCCGCGUGUGUUCUCGAAUCCCGCGAAGGGCAAGUCCUUGGAGCCCCAAGCGAAAUGGGAGCGGCGCGCGUCGACGCGGGUGCCCCUAGCGUGGAGGCAGUCGUCUUCCAGCGGGUCGCUCAGUCGCGCGAGCUCGCUGAGGCAGUCGAGGGUAGGCCGGCCACGGCCGCCGGCGCUGACUGGCUUAAACGCGACAUCGCAUGACAGGGCGCCGUCCACGCUGAAGGAGAGUGUGAGUGCCGAGGGCACGCAUGUAUCGGAGGGCGCGGACGUGCUGCAUAUUUCCCCUGAGCACUCGGCGCCUUCUGUCCCUGGGUCUUCGCGACUAAAACCUUUACGUUUGUCAAUGAUCCUGAGCGCGUCGAAUUCUGCGUCUGCAUCUCCGUUGUCCCCUUCGUUCCAAUCAUCAUCUGGAUUAGAGUCAAGCAAUAGCAUUCCUCCUCUCACAACUGGUACAACUGCAUACACCCCAUCAUCGCCGACUGUAUCAUCAGACUACUCUCUAUCUAAUGCUCGAUUGCUCUCAUCUCGUCGAACAAGUCUCAUACCACCUCGCACUCGCAAUACCCUACUUAUUGACAGCACGUACGCUCCUUCGCAUGGCAUUUCUUCCACACCCGUCUCCGCACCCAUCUCGAACGCGCAGUCAUGGCAUACCCACAAGGGUUCCCGCGCGUCGAUUGUGUCGCACCGGCAUUCUUACAUCGAGAGACACCCUCCGGGUCCACGCCCAACCUCAUCCCUGUCACACGCCGCCCCUGUGAGCCCCUCACCGCCCUCGCCCAUACACGCGAUCGCAACGCCCCGCCCGACGCUACUCUUCGCGCUCGCGAGCGACAACAUCGACGAAGUGAAGCGCGUCCUCGACAGCGGUGAAGCGGGCCCGAACGACGACGUUGGUCCACAAAGCGCGCUCGCGUUCACGCUCACGGCACGACAGCUGAAGCACCGGCAGGAGAUGGUGAAGCUUUUGCUGGCGCACGGUGCAGACCCCGUCGCAGCGAGGCAGGCCAUCAUGCCCAGCCGACCUACGAGCACGGGCUCAGGUACAGGUGAGAGCAGCGGCGACGACCCGCUGCCGGACCCGCUCGAGGAGCUGGACCACGCGACGAAGUAUUAUAUCAAGCGCGCGGAGGCGCCGCAGACGCGCCGCGCGUCCGCACUCAUCCACCGCUCGUUCUUCCGGCCUCUGGCCCGUGUACGAUACGACCUGAUUGGGCAGGACCGCGCGCUCGAGCAGCUGUUCCGCGUCCUCAGCUUGCCGACGAUGGCGCCCGUUGUGGUCCUCUUCUGCGGCCCAGUGGUCAUGUUCGGCUCGUUGCUCGAGGUGCCCACUCAUACUGUGAAUAUGACCACGCUCCGUGACACGCAUGAUAUAUGGCGAAGCUACUCCAUGAGCCCGUAUGAGGCCCCAUCUACUUGUACACUGGCAGAUUUUCUCAUCGCCAACGAAGGGCGGCGUUGUGUCGUUGUAUUGGAUGAAAUCGAGAAGUCGCCAAACGGGAAGGUUUUGAGCUCAUUGCUUAUGCCUUGGGAGCUCGGCCGUUGCUCGUUCGAAGCUGGCCACCGGCACGUAGAUGUCUCGCAGGUUAUUUGGCUUGGGACGUCGAACAUCGGACAUGAUCUGGUAUUCGAACACCAAACGAAGCGGCAAGACCCCGAGGCGCCGAUGUCACGCGAGGACUACGUUGACCUCAUGGCCCUGCUACGACCUUGCGUGUCCCAGCGCCUAGGGGCCUCUUUGCUUUCUCGCGUCACGACUGUGCUCCCUUUCAUCCCAUUCACGACCGAGGAAAAGUUGGCAAUUGCAGCGGAAGCGCUGCACUCCUUGACUAGCGAGGAGACAGAGUUGCCACCUGCGACGAUCGACAUGAUUGUGCGGAAUUCUCUGCACACGUACAUCCCGGCGGAAGGCGCUAGGUCUCUCUACCGUGCUGUAUCUAACUUGCUGCUGGAUACUAUUUGAAGACAUAGUUAUGACUGCAA